Molecule: messenger RNA, 1344 nt
Organism: Hypoxylon fragiforme
Lineage: Eukaryota; Fungi; Ascomycota; Sordariomycetes; Xylariales; Hypoxylaceae
Exons: 4
Coding region: 1-1344 (447 amino acids)
Source: RefSeq, a predicted model, not a curated record
AUGAGCAGAUACAGGGGGUAUUCCGAUGACGAGUCAGAUCUCGACAUCCGUGUUGAGCACCGCCAUGUUUCCCCUCGUCGUACUCCUAUUGCUCAUUACGUCGAUCCCCGCUCGUCUCGUCCCCGUUUUGAUCCCAGCCCGCGCCCCGAGGACCGUUUCCUCGUCCCCGCGAACGAGCGCACAGUUGUUACUACUCGGCGCUCUGUCUCACGCGAUCGGCACUCUGAAUCCCCAGCUACUAAGGCGCCUCAGCCGCCGCCUCCUCCUCCUGUAAUCAUCAACAACCGCAUUUACAACCACUCUGACUCGGAAUCAUUAUCUGACUCCGACUCCGAGCGGGAGUACAAGGUCUCCCGAUCUAGAUCUCGUCGUCGUGGGCAUUCACGUGCCUCUUCCGGACACUCCCGCGAACUGGAGCGCGAACUGGAGCGCGAACAUGAUCGUGAUCGCUUCGCGCUGGAGCACUUGCGCCAGAACUAUGAGCACGAAAUGGAAGUCCAGCGUCGCGAGUACGAGCUCGAGCACACUCGGAAGGAGCUUCAGGAGCUAAAGUUAGCUUCUCAGAUCGAAGAAGAGGAAAAACGUCGGAAUCGAUCUUACCAGGAAGAGCGCGAGCUACGCGAGGCCAAGAAGGAGCUGGACGAGAUCAGGCGAGCUAAGGAACAAGACGAAUAUGAGCGCCGCGUCAAACAGAAGCUGGAGUAUGAUCGACUCAAGGCAGAAGAGGCUGCUCUCGAAGAGAAAAGACGCCGCGACAAAGAGGCCAAGGAGAUCAUCGAUAAGUACAAGAAGGAUGAAGCCGAUCGGAGACUGAGAGAGAAGCAGGAGGCUGAGGCCCGGGAUAAGGAGUAUAAGGCUAAAAUGCAAGACCAACUGCUCAAAUCCGGCCUCGAUGAGAAGGAGAUCAACGCUAUCCUUGCCGGUCAAAAGGUCCGAAAGGAAGAGAAGGAGAAGAAAGAAAAGGAGAAGGAGAAGGAGAAACAGAAUGAGAAUACCACAUUGGUGGAAAACAACCCGCGGCCUAUCUACACACGCAUGGCCAGACGACACUUGUCGAUAGAGACUCUAAGGACCUUCAAUCUUGACUUUCAGCUUGAUCCAGAUCCCGACUACGUUUUGAUUAAGAGGUGGGUAUCAGAGCCGGAGCAGGAUAUGCUCUGGAGACACACCAAGCUCAUUCGAGAAAAGCGAUCGGGGAAACUCAUUCUGACCAUAGAGGAUAAGGAGAAACGACACCACCAUCAUCAUCUUGAACCCGAGUUCGAAUGGGUCCGCAAAAAGGAGCGAAGGCGGAGCCGAUCCCCUUCUCUAUUGAUGUACUUGGCUGGAGGAAGGCCAUCAUGA